AUGUCUGCGAACUGGUGGCGCAAUGAUAAUCAACUAGUCGCCGUCGAAGUUCAGGGACCCGAAAUCUUCUAUGUCGACUUGACAAAUAUCGAGAAGUACCACCAGCUACACAGGCAGAUAACCUGUCAUGUACCAUCAUAUAUCUAUGACCACGCUUACAAUGUUUUGGGAUGUAUCUACUACCAGAGUCCCGGACUUCUUUACAUCAAUCAGCAGACUGUGCCACAAGGUGCCGGACACAUAUUGUGGGAAUAUCUGGUAUUCGGAACGUUGGGUCUCCAGGGCAAUCCCUUCGAGGCGAGGCGAGAAGAGUACUUCAAAAGUAUCAUCCAUGUACACAAUUUUGCAGACCAGUUCGGCAUGGAGGACCUUAAGUCGGACUCCGCGAGGGAGAUCUUCCGCAAGGCUCAAGACAUGGGCCUGGUGGAACUGCUCAAACUCCUUGAAGAAGUGAACUACCGGUCUAACUUAUUUCCAAAGUUUUCUGUGUACUUGGAGAAGCGACUGCUUAGUUCCGCUUUGGAUUACGGUGCGGGAGGGAGCCUGAGGGCUUUCAUCGAACUGAGAGAUCAACCAUCACUCUCAGUCGCUCAGAUGCUUUUGAAAGCAAUGACAGAGGUUAGCAACAUCGAGUGCAUGUCGGGCAAACAAGACUCCAUGCGAGAUGAAGCCUACAGAAAGAAGGUGGCUGAGACAACGGUUGUUUCCGAGGUCAUUGGAUUGGAAGAGUGCAAGUUACCUAAGACGAGCUGGAUCAAACCGGGGAAUGAGUCCGCGCCAGUGAGCAAGUCAGUUGAUGAUCGGUUCCUCGGUCCCGCGGCAAGGCAGCAGGACCGAAGUAGGAUGGAAAAUCACCAGGAAAAGCCAUUGCAGAGAGCGGCCGUACCCGAUUCCAACUUCGACUUUCCAAGAGAGCCCGGGUUUCGUCCUCCCCAGAUGUUUCUCCCUGCUUUGGUUCCUAGAGCUGAAAAUAAUGGAACAGGGCUUCUCCCGCCAUUCGGAGAUGCAUCGAAGAGGUUGAGAAGCAGAACGCCCUCGCCAUUCAGAGAUACAUCGAAGAGGUCGAGAAGCAGAACACCCCCUCACUGUGACAGGCUAUCACCGAUGGAACAUGACCGCCCGAUGAGACACAAAGACCAAACGGCCGCCAUGUCGCAGGCUAUGCUACAACAUAUUCAACAUAUUCAACAGAAUCGACAGCGAAAGGAACACAAUCCAAGGAGAAAAAGUAUAGAUCCCAAUCCUUCUACUGCAUCGGGCGAGCUUGAGUCAGAAUCAGCUGCGGAAUUCGACAACGAUACUGCAGACGAGGCUGAAGAAGCUUGCGAUCGGCCAGUGGCACCAACAGGAUCCCAGCUGAAUUUUGCUGAGUGCAUUCUGCCCUCAUUUGACGAGCCUUGGCAAUCGUCUGCAUCUUCUUCCGUUACCCUGGAAGGCGACCCUGGUGAAGCCAAGGGGUCCAUGGAUUGGGAUUCGGGUUCAUCCGAAUCCGACCAUAGUCUUUGA
Messenger RNA from Fusarium mangiferae, 1506 nucleotides. RefSeq lists its product as uncharacterized. NCBI's taxonomy places the organism in Eukaryota, Fungi, Ascomycota, Sordariomycetes, Hypocreales, Nectriaceae. Bases 1 to 1506 code for a protein of 501 amino acids. The record is from RefSeq and is a predicted model, not a curated record. The transcript has a single exon.